AUGCUUAUGACAGGCAAGAUUCCCCACCAAAAGGCGAACCCCACGAAAAAAAAAGGACCUAGUUUUUCACCCGCACACACCCCAGAGAAGGAGAAGCGAUAUUGUCGCCAGGGGCGAAACACGGCGGACCUCACCCGCAAACAGCCAAGCACCCAGCAAAAGAAAAAACAAGACCGCCCCACACGCCACCCGCGGGGCGCGCUAAACAACGGCCUGCAACCCCAUUGUGGAGUGCGCGCGCUGUUUCCCCGCAGGUCGGGGUUGCCCGAAAAAUUCACAGCCAUUCGCGGGGCGACGGAGAAGCGGGCGGCGCCGGGUCGGUUCCCGCUGAAGGGCGUCGCUGUUUCAUGCCGCUCUCGUUGUCUUUUGUACUAUUCAUUUUAUUGGGUCAUAUUGACUUUGUUUAAAUGA
This is a messenger RNA of Trypanosoma rangeli, 411 nucleotides long. RefSeq lists its product as uncharacterized. The transcript has a single exon. Bases 1 to 411 code for a protein of 136 amino acids. The record is from RefSeq and is a predicted model, not a curated record. Lineage: Eukaryota; Euglenozoa; Kinetoplastea; Trypanosomatida; Trypanosomatidae.